AUGUCGAAAAUGUAUUUUUUUGUAUUCCUAACUCUGUGUUUGAUUGGCCACAUGGAAGCCAAAUGUUUUGCCAACUUGGCAACAUCUGAAAUGACGACAAACCCCGCAAUUGAAUCUUCAAUUGUGGCAGAAUCGACUACUCUCUCAAAUGAUCAGCUAGCAACAUCUGAAAUGAUGACAACAUCCACAAUUGAACCUUCAAUUGUGACUGAAUCGACUACUUUUGCAAAUUUUCCGCCAGUUGCAGAAAAAAAUUGUCCAGUUAGUCAGGCGAAGUGUCCAGACCUAUCGAAAGUGGUUCAGGGUAAAAUGACGGUCGAAAAGGUUGAUGGCUGCGCUGUGUUGACGUGCCCCGAGAACACAUUUCCAUAUGUUCUCGGAUCAUAUGAAGGAAGCGAACUGCCAAAAGCUGAUGGUGGUGAAAAAGAUUUUCGAAUCCCACCUCCAUUGUCUAUGGCAGAUUUGGGUGGCGUCACCAUAAAUGAUUACUAUGGACUCACAUGUGAGAACAAUUUGCUGACGGCCUCGCUAUAUCCACGCGGGAUUAAUCCGAGCUUGAAAAAUGCGACUGUUGGCGGAGAUGGAUCGUUGAACGGGAAAAAAGGGCUUCUCACCUCAAUAGGCUGCGCUUCAGCUCCAGAUCAUUCGUACUGAGAAACCAAAGGUGAUGGCGAUCUAUUAUGUUUCUGACAAUAAAAUUUUAAUCCUGCGAA
Molecule: messenger RNA, 713 nt
Organism: Caenorhabditis elegans
Lineage: Eukaryota; Metazoa; Nematoda; Chromadorea; Rhabditida; Rhabditidae
Gene: T14G12.11
Product: DUF281 domain-containing protein
Exons: 6
Coding region: 1-654 (217 amino acids)
Source: RefSeq, marked reviewed